AUGUCUAAUACUAGCAGUGGAAAGGGAACAAAAUCCAAGUCCAAUGAGGAGGUAUUCGCAGGUUUUCAAACUCUUCGAAAUGAACAAAGACAAUUAGCAAAUAAAAUUUCAGAAUUAGAAAUGGAUCUAAAUGAGCACAAGAUUGUAAUAGAAACUUUACAAGCAGUGGAGCCAAAACGCAAGUGUUUCCGUAUGAUCGGUGGAGUAUUAGUUGAGCGCACAGUUGCCGAAAUACUACCAGAGCUCGAGACUAACCUGGAAAGGUUACCGAGUGCAAUUCAGACACUUAAUGAGCAACUGGCCCAUAAAGGACAAGAGAUCAAUGAUUAUAUAGAGAAACAUGACAUCCGAGUGCAGCGUGGGGCUCAGCAGCCAACAGAAGCACCCUCACAGGACUCUCCAAAUGCUAAAUCCAAUGUUCUUGUUGCAAGUGGUUAA
This is a messenger RNA of Pieris macdunnoughi, 438 nucleotides long. The record is from the annotation of a GenBank genome assembly. NCBI's taxonomy places the organism in Eukaryota, Metazoa, Arthropoda, Insecta, Lepidoptera, Pieridae.